Varroa destructor (honeybee mite) is the source of this 7104-nucleotide messenger RNA. It is a transcript of the gene ec, whose product is annotated as ubiquitin specific peptidase echinus. Gene Ontology annotation, biological process: protein deubiquitination. NCBI's taxonomy places the organism in Eukaryota, Metazoa, Arthropoda, Arachnida, Mesostigmata, Varroidae. The record is from RefSeq and is a predicted model, not a curated record. Gene Ontology annotation, molecular function: cysteine-type deubiquitinase activity.
GAUGAAAGAAGGGGAGGGAAUAGAAUGUGAGGGGUUAAGGUAGAGUGUCGUCUAUACCGAUAUCACAUCUGGGUCGCUCGCAGCUCCAGCAAAAGGAACGGCAACAACCUCGAAAGAGCCUCCCGAGCUUUCUUCCAGUGCUCGUUUUUCCGGCGUCAUGCACAGACGUUGGUGGCCCCACCACCAUCACGAUUUUUGUUGCUGCCGCCGACGCAUUGGCCUAGCUUAGCACGCCGCUACAAGUGAACAUGCUAGUUCUGCUCGAUAGGGUCCUGGCACUAUCGCGUUAUGGUGAGAUUACAUACAUUCUAUCUAGUACAACUGCCGUGCUGGCAGGCAGUUGCAGGGGACGAUGUUAGUGUUGGCGCUGCUGAGCGAAGUGCACGCCGCCCCCCUGACUCGCGUAGCUUGCAGUCAUUUUUGCGCAGAUCGACAGACCGAGCAGCUGGCUGGCUGACCCUUGCUAGCCAGGCGGUACGAUGUUUCCAUGAUGGCGUCAAAGAAGCAGGAGAAAAAUGGAGAAUGAAGUGGUACCGAACACGGAAGAAAAAAAUCCUUCGACCCUGCUGCUGUUGCUGUGGAUGAUGUUGAUGAUACGACGACGAUGAUGACUACGGGCUAGUGGGAGUGACUAUCAGACAGACAGCAAAACAGCGUGCCUGCAACCGAUCAUGUCACCAAUAGCAACAGUAUCAAUGUCAGCGAUAAGCGACAGAAAAAGAACGAUAACCGUAAGUAAUGUUAACAGCAGGAGAGUCCGAGGAAUUGACGCGCACUGAGGCAGCAGAGUGGGAAGAAAUAAACACGAUCCUGGAAGAUACGACAGACGCAAUCGAACCAACAGAUAGGAACGCGCCGUACAAGUACCCGUAUAUCUGUAAUGGGUGCAUAUGUUUAUAUCAUGCGCAUAAAGAUGGAACGAACAACAGAGGGGAACGAAACAAGCAGCUCAGGCAAAGAACGAGAAAAAGAGAAAAGAGAAACGGGGGAGUAGCAGAAGCAGCAACAGCUGCAGCACAGAAGCGGUUUGGAUGUCUGUUGUGAACUCGCGUGGAAAUACUUUCGAACGUUGUUCGCCACAAGUUAAGGUGUGGUUAAGACAUGAAGGCGAUUGAAAGAAGACCGGUGCGCGAUGCGGGAUAAGGCACACGGGAGUAUAACGGCUGAAAAUAAGGUCAAGCGGAGGAACAGACGUACCGCAACCAGAUCGAAAGGCAGGCGGAGCAAUGGGUGGAAGAGCGGACAAAUCAUCGUACUCGUCGAUCGUCUUUCUACUUCCAAUAGCGUCACCGCCACCAAAACUUUUCGUUUGAUUUGAGGGUGGCGGGGGCAUCGCCGAACAGCUUUUGCCGCCGACUAUUAAGGGCAUGGGAAUGUCCUGACUAGUUAAAUCGUUGGGUGUGAGGAGAAAAUGUCGGGUUUAGGCCCCGCAACGGCCGGGCCCCCGAGCUCAGGGCCAGCUGCCCCAGUGAACGCUAGCCGUCUUUCAAAAAUUAUUGGCGGCCUACAAAUGCCAAGUGUCGUUAAUGGGUUCUCAAUUGGUAUCACUAAUGAGCUUCACCAACGACAGUUACAAACGAAACUGCAAUCACAUCAGCAGCAAUCUACACAACAACAACGAACCCCGCAGGUCCCUGGUCCACCGUCGACACCCGUCGUUCAGAUAACGUCGCCACAAGCCGCGUUUAAGCAUCUGAUGACGCCCAGGUGUACGAUGUCAAUCACGAGAACAAAAGGAUUACUCAAUGCUCCUGGACAAAAUAAUUGUUUCCUGAACUCCGCUGUUCAGGUGUUAUGGCAUCUAGACAUUUUCCGAAGAAGCUUCCGGGAUCUAGUAGGCCAUGUGUGUAUGGGUGAGUCUUGCAUCUUCUGCGCCCUGAAGGAGCUUUUCGCACAGUUCCAAUACAGCCAGGAGUCAGCGUUGCCUCCGGACGCGUUACGGAAAGCACUAGCCGAAACGUUUUUCGAUCAACGUCGGUUUCAACUGGGAUUUAUGGACGAUGCUGCUGAAUGCUUCGAAAACAUGCUUCUCCGAAUUCACUACCACCUAGCAAGUCACGAUUUGGAAGAAAUGUGCUCGGUGGCACACUGUAUUCCACAUCAGAAAUUUGCCAUGACUUUAGUCGAACAAACCAUUUGUCAUAUGUGCGGUGCUACGUCAGAGCCUCUGCCAUUUACUCAAAUGGUUCAUUACGUAUCGGCAUCAGCUCUAUGCACUCAGGCAGGAAAGGAAAAACCCGUCUCUUUCGGGGAGCUGUUGUACAAGGCUGGAGGCAUGGGUGACAUACGCGACUGUCCGAGCUCCUGUGGAGCUAAAAUCCAGAUUUGUCGUACGCUAAUGAACAAGCCAGACAUCGUUUCGUUAGGCCUCGUAUGGGACUCAGAGCGGCCAACGGUGGACCAUAUUGUCAAUGUCCUCGAUACAAUCGGCACGUCUUUACGGAUGCACGAGAUGUUCCACACCGUUGUUGAUCAGAUAUGGGCUCGCGCGACGACUCAUAACCUCGUCGGAAUCGUUACUUAUUAUGGCAAGCAUUACUCGACCUUCUUUUUCCAUACGAAACUUCGUGUGUGGAUCUACUUCGAUGACGCAACCGUUCGAGAGAUCGGUCCACAAUGGCAACAAGUUGUCGAAAAAUGCCGAAAAGGACACUUUCAGCCUUUACUUUUGCUAUAUGCCAAUCCCAAUGGCACACCAGUGCAAACAGCUAGCGCACCGAAGGCUGUUCUCCUUUGUUCCAACGUCGGACUCAAGAAUCCAUCGGAGUUGAACAAAUUCAUAUUAGCCAACAGCGAAGUACCUUCAGAUAUGUCACAUUACGCCAAUGCGCAACAAUGGAUUCAAAAUAAUUGGCAUAAAACAGGCGAGGUGCCGCCAAAUGUCACAAUGAAAGAUUUCCGUCCCAGAACAUUUUCCGAUAGCAGCGUAGUUGAAGCCGGCCUUAAACCGAGCCAAGGUAAGGCGUACGAUGACGAGUUCCUCAACGACGAGUACAUCAAUCGACAGAUUGUCGAGAGUGUCCUUUCGAAACAGCGGAUGCACCAGCGUCAUCAAAGACUGGCCAUUGUAAACGCCGCCCACAAUCCACAACAGCUGCAGCAAGGCGGAGUACGGACCAGCUCGAGUUCUCUUGAGUCCUUCGAAAACUCUCUUAGAGAGAAGAUGCUUGAACAGCUCCAAGAGGGCCGGCGGCGUGACAGCGGCAACUGGUCCGGUGAGCGAAAUUCAAGUUCUAGUUCGAGCUCGACGUCACUCGACAAUCCGUAUGCUCUACCAAACAUCAAACGUUUCCAAAAGCCUCUGGUACCAUGUCCACCAGAGUACGCCAAUAGUAUGGCGGCAGCACUUGAUAAAGGCUAUGAUUCGUACUCGAUUAGUAGCACCGACUCGUACUCCGGGCCACCUGGUUCGCCCCACAAGCCACUGGGCGGCAUCCAAGAGGAAUGUUUGGUUCAUGUUGAUGUUGCUAAAAUGACACAUGUAUCAAAGGCCGUUAUUCAACGAGCUCUGCAGGACCCAUUUAUUGAAGAAGUUCUCGCCCAGCGUGGUCCUAUGGAGUAUGAAAGGCUGUGGGCUCAAAGCGAUUGGCUUAUUAGGCGAUCUUACGAGAAGGAGCAAACGGGCGACUUAGAGGUGGCAGCGUUUUUAAGCGAUUGCGCCGCCGCUAAAGCUCGUGUGUCAAUGGAAGCGCCAUACAGCAAUGGUCAGACGCUGAUCGCAGCUAAGAUGAAGCAUUCGUCGUGUGUAAUGAGAUCGAACAUGAUCUAUAAACGAGUGAAGGAGAUUGAGAUGGAGAACAAGAAGCGUCAUCGAGAGCUGGAGACUAUUCACAGUCGGCAAGGCUCACGCGAUAGUCGCCGCAGCGGCAAUCACAGUCGGCAAAAUAGCCGAGAACUACUCCCACCUCCGCCCGAUUCCAUGUUGUCGGACCCAAUGGAGUCCUCGGUGGCCGUCUAUGCGACCUUGCCGAAAAAAUCGGCCCGCAAGAAACUGCUCCAGGACGAAGUGGGCAGUUCGGCUGAUGUCGCUCCUCGGGUUCCACCAAAGAAUUUCAGUGUUAAAGAGUUCCUUGAAGCGGAAGGCGAACAGGAACGGAAGACAAUGUCGCUCAUGAGAAGUAACAGUAAUCCGACUGGGUCAAUAAAAAGUGGUGACGAGGCUGGGGAAGCAGUCUCUGCAAAGGAUUCGAAGAAGGUUCACAAAAUUAAACGAAAAUUAAUGGGAGGCUUUUUGCGACGGAAAAAUCGUUCAUUGCCUGAUCUCCGCGACGCAGAAGACUCAGGAGCCGUGUCCGCACCCGAGGAUUGUGGGUCCUCCAAAACUGAAAAGGCGAAAGCCGCUCAGAUCUCGCCGCUUCGAGGCUUCCAUCAGACAAAUAGAACGAACCGGCCUCAGCUUGUCAAAGUUACGUGCCCCACUGUCGCGCUUGCCGAGGUUACUGGUAAAACUGCGCCCCUUCCAGAGUUGCCCAAACCGGAGUCUAGAAGUGAGGUUGACCUUUAUGAGGAUCCGGAAUAUGCAACACCGACAAUUUCUAACGAGAAGCCAAUCCGAGUCGAGGAUGAGCGUUCGGAGGAGAUACGGGAGACAUUCCUUGGAGAACUUCAGAGGAAAAGAGCACAACUGCACGAAAAACGCCUCCAAGCAGCGAACAAAGCGAAGAAUGACACAAAGACCUCAUCGCACGCUUUGGCGCAGACACCAAUACAAACACCCAUCCCUCCUCAAACGAAAGAACCGUUAGAUAAUAACAACAACAUGAAGUCGGUUAAGAAUCUAGCCACAAAGUUCGAGAAGAUCCUUCGAAUGCCAGCCCCCAAAAGCUCAUGUGAUGAAGUAGAUGGAAAAGCAACUGAAGAACCUCGAAUUCCUCCGAUCGGACAGCCUGUACCCGUAGCCAUACCCCCCCCGCCUCUGCCGGCUCAACCUCCAUUCACACGUUCGAGUUCUAUUCGAUCGACCUCCUCAACCGGCAGCACGGGAUCGGAUGGUAUGCGUAGACCUCCACGUCCCCCGGACUAUGAAACAGCUUUGCAGCGCCGAGAGCUAAUGAAGAAGCAGCGCGCAUCCAUUUCAUCAAGUAUUGAUGAAGAACUCUCAAACCUUCCGCCUCCACCGAACGAAAUUCUCGCCACACCUCCCCUGGUUCGCGCACAACUAGCUUCAAGUUCUAGCAUAUCGUCGACUUCAUCAAUAAAAGAAACUGAAAAGGUCGUUUCCAAGUCGUUGAUACCGCCCCCGCAUCCGGCACAGGCUAUUAUCGCUACACACGCUGUGGAACCGGUAGAAGAACCUGACCACACGAUAAAACAUGAGGUGUUGCCAAAGUCACGUACCCUAUCCAGCAGUAGUACAAGCAGCAUGAAGAAAAAGAGUGUCACCUUCAGCGAUCAGGUGGAGUUGGUGUCGUGCGCCGAGGAGAUUGUCGAAGACUUUGUUCCCAAUCCCCUACUUGAACGGGUCCUCAAGCAGCAUCAAGAGAAGGUUCAGGAACAGCUUAACUCAUCAAUGGAAAGCAUCGGCAGUAGUUCGGAUAGCGCGGCGUUGGUUGCUGCAACCGCCGUUAACAGUUCCUCGACAGAAUUUACGUGCAAUCUUUGCCAUGCCAAAUCAGUACCAGCCAAUAUCACCUACUGCCCGGACUGCGCGUUUUACAUGUCUCGCUUCCAAAAAGCUGACUAACUGAAUCUAUUAUCAUUAACGCACAAUACGGAUUGGUCAGUUCAAUUGCCCAAUCCAAUCACUGAUAGAUAUAUAUACGUAUUCUUAUUUAGACGGUCUUUAUAUCUGUAGACAUCGAUGACCGGCGUGCCGAUUGUUUGCAGAAGAGGUGUAGUGUUCGUAUUAUGUAUCCCGUCAAUCAGUACAUAUUUAUUGUGUGUCAACGCGCAUUUCGUGUAUCCACAUAUGAAACAUAUGCUGUGUAUGCCUCUCUUCGCGUUGUGCCAUAAUGCUUCCAUUUUGCUAUCGUAUUAUACAGUGAAAAUCUAUUAGCAUUUUGCCCUCUUUUUUUUUCUUACUCGAAUUGUAAAAACAGCCUUUUCACAGUAAUACUUUCUCGUUCGGAAACAUGUGCUACUUUUCCUUCUGGAAAAGCUGCACCAUGAGCUCUAACCACAUAAUUCACUCAAGUACCCGUUAACGAUCAGUGAUACAGAACAGGGCGUCGCCAGGGAGCACUAAUUGAAUUUCUGCUACGGAGCUCAAUAAGGAAUCCUGCGAUGCGCAUCACCGGGGUCUCUUUUGACUUGUUUCGACGAUUGUGAAACAUAGAUACUCUACGAGAGUAGUUGAAUAGCUGCACAUGUAAUUAAUGGGUUAUAGGCUUGUGAGUGGCUGGAAGACAGCAGCUUGCGGCUAGCUGAAUCCGUUCGUCGUUGGCUAAAACGACGGACUGGCAUUCGUCUGUCCAGCAUGUAUUUCGACAUCGGUCCUGUGAGGCGCUCAAAAGGCAGACAUUUUCUUUACUUCAUCUAAUGGCUCUGAGGUGAGAAUUUUCGAUUUAGCUAAAUUUGCUGAGGUCACACCGCGUCUCACCUAUGCCAUUUCAGUCACGUCAAGCGCUCCUCUAAUGUACCUAAGUAACCUACAGUAUUUUUCUACUUCCGAGCCAGUGUGCAUUUAUCUAGCACUGUAACCCACGGCUAAAUGUAUGCGUGCUAUUUUGCAACCAUAUAUAUAUAUAUAUAUAUUGUUUAUGGAUUAGUGCAGCAAUCGGCCCGGCAUAAAUACCAAUAAUAGUAUUAAAUAAAUUAGUUCGUGUUGGUAUAAUUCAAAUAAGAAAGAAGCAAUUACGUUUACGCAAGUGCCAAACACUCUGGAUCCGCGAACGGCAACUAAAAAAAAAAAAAAAACAAUUUGACGUUUGCGAUAAUAAAAAAACGACGAUAAAUAAUGGUGCGAUGUAAAGAUAUGUACAUAUGAAACAACACUGUACAUCUCAACAGCCACCAACAAACGAAUGUACAAAUCAGCUAUCCUAAUAAUAAUGCUUAAUGUACAAAUUGUAUUCUAAAUAUUAUAUAUUGCGCAGAGGACGUACGAACGCUGUAAGCAAAACAGAUAAUAAGAGAAAAAAAAGUAUGGAAAUAUUCGAAUAAAAA